AAACAAGACAUUUGGCUUGGAAACGUUAAUAUUAAUAUUAUUGACCCAUUAAACGGUUGCUGUGGUUGGAAUAGGGAACCUUCCCACUGUGACUUUGACAGGGUAUAAUCCACCAUGACCACCCCCAGCAGCAGCAGCACCACCAUAAUCAUCAAGACCACAACCCCACAACUCCAAGACCCAGUUUUAAAAAACCAAAAAUUUAAGAACAAAACCCAAAACUAAGUUAUACAAUAUACCAAUUCCAUUAAAAACAUUAAUUCUUCUUUACCAAAAAAACAAGGAAAUAUUUAUAUAUAUAUAUUCUUUGAUCUAUUGGCUUUGGAGAUGUAUUUGGGAGCUUCGUCAAGUCACCUCCUCAACUGGGUCCCCAUUCAAUUUAUCUGAAUGGUUUAAAAAGUUCAUCUUUUUCUGGGUUUUGGGUGCGAUCUUUUCAAGAGGGUUCUCAGCUCAUAUGUACUGGUUCAGGUCCCAAGCUUGAUUUAGGCAAUACUUGGCUUUUGGAAUUUUUUUUAUUCUGUGAAAGUAAUUAUUUGUGGUUGGGAAUGUGGAGGGACUCCGGAACUCCUGCCGACUCUUUCUACCAGGUCCGCCCCGAGUGCACCGAUGUUCCCAAAACCCGAUUCAAGAUCAAGGCUGGUAAAACACUAAGUUUGAGGAAAUGGCAGGCUGCAUUUACUCCAGAAGGGUAUCUGGAUAUUGGCAAGACUUUAAGCCGGAUCCAACGCGGGGGAGUCCAUCCAUCUAUUAGAGGAGAAGUGUGGGAAUUCUUACUUGGUUGCUAUGAUCCGAAGAGCACAUUUGAGGAAAGAGAGCAGUUACGUCAACGCCGAAGAGUGCAGUACUUAAGGUGGAAGGAAGAAUGUCUCCAAUUAUUUCCUGUUGUUGGAAGUGGUAGAUUUAUUACUGCCCCUGUAAUCACCGAAGAUGGUCAGCCCAUUCAAGAUCCUUUAGUAAUUCUUGAAUCAAAUCCAGGCAAGGGGCCUGUUUUCCCUUCUCAGGAAAAUGUCAGGGGUAAUUCAAAUGCUGCUAAUAAUCUGGAACCUGUGAAGGACAAGAAAGUAAUCCAGUGGAUGCUUACCCUACAUCAAAUAGGUCUUGAUGUGGUUCGCACUGACAGGAUGUUGGUGUUCUAUGAGAAGCAAGAUAAUCUAUCAAAACUUUGGGAUAUUCUUGCUGUUUAUGCCUGGAUAGAUACAGAUGUCGGCUAUUGCCAAGGAAUGAGUGAUCUUUGUUCCCCAAUGAUAAUGCUUCUCAAUGAUGAAGCUGAUGCAUUUUGGUGCUUUGAACGUCUGAUGCGCAGAUUGCGAGGAAAUUUCAGAUGCACAGAUAGCUCUGUUGGAGUGGAGACUCAACUUAGUAAUUUAGCUGCAAUUACUCAAGUUAUUGACCCGAAACUUCAUCAGCAUUUGGAAACACUUGGUGGAGGUGACUAUUUGUUUGCUUUUCGGAUGCUUAUGGUUUUAUUUCGGCGAGAGUUCUCUUUUUGUGAUUCAUUGUACCUGUGGGAGAUGAUGUGGGCUCUGGAAUACGAUCCGGACCUGUUCUCUUUGUAUGAAGAACCUGAGGGAGUUAGUGAAAGAGUUGAAGGAUCUAGAGGAAAACCAAAGUCAAUACGUCAGUGUGGGAAAUUUGAGAGGGAAAAUAUGAAAAAUAAGGCAAAUAAUUCAGAAGCUCCUCUCCCUAUCUCAAUUUUCCUUGUUGCUAGUGUCUUGAAGGAUAAGAGCACAAAGCUACUGCAAGAAGCUCGGGGUUUGGACGAUGUUGUUAAGAUAUUGAACGACAUGACUGGAAAUUUGGAUGCGAAAAAGGCAUGCACCGGUGCAAUGAAGCUUCACAAGAAAUAUCUAAAGAAGGCUAAGAAGACAUAACACCAGAAAAAUGGAGGUGAUUUUUUUGGAUUAUGAUUGAAGAGCUAAGCGUCAGAGGAACCGAUGAUUUCACACACUUUGAUUUGAUUUAAUUUUGGUAAGUUUGGAUUUUCACAUGAAUCUUGGCUCGGAGUUCACCAGUUUAGAAGGCUAUGUUCCUGUAGAACCAACUGCUGCAAAAUUAAUCUCCCAUGUAUUUGUAUAUCCGCAAUAUUCUUUGAAUACGACCUGUACAAAUCCUACUUUGUAUAUGGCCCCCACUGUUGUUGUUGUAACCAUUUCAUUAAACUAGCAACUAUAUACUUUAUAAACAAAAUAAAAAAUAUGAAUGAUUACUUGGGUCUUGCUCCCAUUAAAUGAAA
Messenger RNA from Humulus lupulus (European hop), 2233 nucleotides. RefSeq names its product rab GTPase-activating protein 22-like. The coding region runs from base 546 to 1871 and encodes 441 amino acids. Gene Ontology annotation, biological process: activation of GTPase activity. The transcript is spliced from 11 exons. Lineage: Eukaryota; Viridiplantae; Streptophyta; Magnoliopsida; Rosales; Cannabaceae. Gene Ontology annotation, molecular function: GTPase activator activity. The record is from RefSeq and is a predicted model, not a curated record.